Molecule: messenger RNA, 1407 nt
Organism: Arachis ipaensis
Lineage: Eukaryota; Viridiplantae; Streptophyta; Magnoliopsida; Fabales; Fabaceae
Source: RefSeq, a predicted model, not a curated record
AUGGGUUUUGAUGCUACCUAUAAGAGGAAUAAGUAUAUGUGUCCAUUGGUGGUAUUUUCUGGUAUCAAUCAUCACAAUCAAACAAUUAUCUUUGCUGCUGUUUUAAUUUGCGAUGAGGAAAAAGACACAUAUAGGUGGUUGCUACAACAACUGAAGGUGGCAAUGAAUGGGAAACCACAUGUUUCGGUUAUCACGGAUGGUGAUCUAUCAAUGAAGUUCGCCAUUGAAAAAGAGUUUCCUAAUGCACAUCAUAGAUUAUAUGCAUGGCAUCUGAUUCGCAAUGCAACUAGUAACAUUGGCAAGCCCCAGUUUACCUCCAUGUUUAAAAAGUGUAUGCUAUGUGACUUUGAAAUUGAUGUAUUUCGUCAAAAGUGGUUUGAAAUGGUAGAGGGAUUUGGUGUAGAAAACAAGAAUUGGGUCCUAGAUAUGUAUAAAAAGAGACAUUCAUGGGCAACUGCACAUAUAAGAGGGAAGUUUUUUGCUGGUUUUCGGACUACUUCUCGGUGCGAGGGAUUAAACUCAAUCAUUGCAAAGUAUGUCAAUUCAAGGCACAAUCUGGUUGAGUUCAUUCAACGCUUUAAUCGAUGUGUCGACCAUAUAAGGUGGAAAGAGGUCCAGGCUGACCUCACAUCUGUGAAUGGGAGACCCAGUAUGCAAACCUAUUUUCAACAGUUAGAGAGGAGUGCUGCCAAUGUUUACACCCUAUCAGUAUUUUAUAUGUUCCAACCAAUCUUUGUACAAGCUGCAUCAAUGAAGGUAAUAAAUAUGAAGCAAACUGGCUCUUAUGUGAUUUACUCUAUCGGUUUGGACCGAAUGCCAAAUGAGAUGUGGCGUGUAUUCUGUUGUGACAUUGAGAUGGAAUUCAAUUGUUCAUGUAUAAGAAUGGAAUCAUUUGGCAUACCUUGUGAACACAUAGUUUGCGUGUUGGUGCAUGAAGAUAUAGAAGAGUUGCCAAGGUCAUUAGUCUUGCCUCGGUGGACCAAGACUGCCAAAGUAGGUUUGCAAAAUGCAGUCGGAUUUCAGUGGGAUUCUUUGAUGCUAAGUCAAUAUGGUUGUUUGAUGGAUUGGUUUAGACAACUAGCCAACUUUGCUUGUCAAGAUAACAAGAGAUUUAUCUUUACACGGGAAAUGGCUAUGAAUUUGUUGAAACAAUUUAAGGAGGAAGAUGCAGCACAAAAAGAGUUGGUCAAUGAUGCAGAUAGUGUAAGAGAUGAUGUGCAAGUGAAUGCUUUUGGAACUGGGCUUGCAACCAAUGAUCUGGGACAUAGUAUGCCAAGGGACCCAAAAAAAUGUAGGAUAAAAGGGGGGCUUCAUAGUCCAAUAAAAGAAAACAUCGAUGUGGACAGUGUGGCAUGGAGGGCCACAAUCGAACAACUUGUCGUGUUCGUCGUGGCAUUUCACAGUUAG